Molecule: messenger RNA, 2350 nt
Organism: Sphaeroforma arctica JP610
Lineage: Eukaryota; Ichthyosporea; Ichthyophonida
Exons: 7
Coding region: 72-1532 (486 amino acids)
Biological process (GO): negative regulation of transcription by RNA polymerase II
Cellular component (GO): ESC/E(Z) complex
Molecular function (GO): nucleosome binding; protein binding
Source: RefSeq, a predicted model, not a curated record
CACACAUAGAUGAACACACACAUGUACAUACACACAUAUAUUUAUAUAUACGUGAAUUUACCCCAGUCGUCAUGUUGACCGCAAACGUUGCCGAUAGCGCGUGCGCAGAGAGCUCUUCGUCAUCAUCGAAGAUGGAAAUAGAUGAGCAAGACAACACUACCAUCGUCAAAGGAGAUACAAGCACAAACACCGCCGAAGUCAACCCAGAAGAUACUACUGCUCAAAUGGAACGUAUAGCUAUUGAGAACAUAAGAAUGGAGCGCGAGGCUGCGGAGGCUGCUGAAGCUGCACUAGAACGAAUGAAACAAAAGGUUGCAUCGUGGUAUUUGAACACAAGUGCUGAGCAUGCAGAAGACACAUUCAAGGGCAUGGUACUUAGACGAGUGGUUAAGGAGAGUCACGAGAGGGAAAUCAAAGAUGUGCGCUUCAAUUUGAGCGCCGAGAACUGCGAGAACCUCAUUGCUACCAUCGGAGGUACACAGUUGAACGUAUACGACACAGAGAGCUACAUCAAUCAGUACGAGGAAGACGCACAACAAGACGGCACGCAUGUCGAUAUUCUGCUGCAACACAUCGGAGACGAGCACCAGACGUUGGAGUGUGUGUGCUGGCUGGCUUCAGAGUGUGGGGAUGCGGUAGUUGCGGUGGGCGGUGCUGAGAACACUGUACGUGUCUUUUCCAACGGACGCCUGGCUGAGGUUGCUGAGUUCCACGGCCAUGGAGGCUCUGUCACACUAUUGGAGGCUGUCCCGUGUCGGCCCGGCGUGUUCGUAUCCGCUAGCAAAAGCGACUGGAGCGUGCGAGCAUGGCAGUUGACUGUGGAGCCCCCUAAGUUCAACGGCUGCCCCCCCACAGACACGAAGCACUGUCUCUCUCUGUGCAAGCUACAGAGUGCGCCUACCAGUCUGUGUGCGUCAGGGGAUGGCCUGCACGUGCUGGUGGGGUGCCGGGACGGGAGUGUGGUGCAGUUGCCUAUUCCCACACGUGACGGAAUAAGCGAGGUGGCCGACAUAUCCAUCAGAGCACCGGAACCCCUCUUCAGCAAACACAACACCGCCGUAGACUCGCUGCACUAUCUCGAUGCCCAUACAAUACUAAGCAAAUCCACUGACAACCACACUAUGAAGUGGGACUUGGGCACUGGAGUGGUCCUGAGCACCGUCAUUAAGUCUAGAGGGUUUGGAGCGGGUUGGUGUAGGUUCGAUGUGAGUCAUGACAAACGGUACAUGUGCGUGGGCACGGACGGAGGGGCUGUGCUUGUGUUUGAUCUGGUUUCUAAGGCGAUUGUGGUGAGUCUGAAGCAUCCUAGGGUCAAGGAGAUGCGCGUUAUGGCGUGUGCGUUCUCCAAGGACAUGAGCCGGAUUGUGUGCGCGACCGAGAAGUCCUAUGUGUUCCGUUUCGACUACAUCGACCCCCGCAUACACAAGCAAUGGAAUAACAGGUCAGUCACGGAUGCGAGUGAUGACUCCGACACAGGCGUUCAACCAGAGCGUGCAGACAGCGACGACGACGACGACAUGGGAAGUAGCUAGGCCCAGAGAUGUGGUCAGGCAACUAGACGGGCCAUUUUAUACGCUACGCAAGCACACGCACACGGCCAGGAACGUCCCGGUUUGCCGCUCUGCCAAAGCGGGACAGCACGCUGGGCGCUUGAAUAGCCUGCCGAUUGGACAGGGUACCCAACACCAGCACUAGGCAUUGUACGGUAUCUGUUAAAGCGUGUCCGUGCUACACAUAUGGAUGUACCAAGGCCAGACCAGAGACCAACUGUACACAGACUUAGCCCUAGACGUAGCCCACCCCUAACCCGAGUGACAGGCGUAGCUGAUCUCUCGCAGGUGGACUGUAGUAGUGUGUAGGGGCAGGGCAAUGCAUGCAACCCACAAUUAACAUCGACGCACAAGCCCCCCUUCGCCAGCUGUAUCUGUGAACCAGAUCCCAAGUGAUGUCUCUUGCAACGUGGGAGUGUGCGCUAUGGACGGACUCAGCCCUGCCACAGACGAGAGGGUGUCGAUGCGAUGGUUAGCUGGCUUAGGUAUCCAAGCGCCUGUUGCAUAGCGGAGAGCUUCACUGUGAUCAAACAGAGCUCGUUUAUCCUGUGAGUAAGCGGUGUUGUGAGACAUACAAGCCAAUUAAACCACACCCGCAGAGUGAUGCUGCUGGGUGCAAGGAGGAUCUGUAACAACAGAACGCGUACGUUUGACGUGUACAUUCUCACGUAUAAGCUAGAUCGAAAAUGAGAGUUAAACGUCACGCAUGCAAGAUAGGGAGUAAAAGAUGUACCAUGCUUGACAGGCAUGGUAUUAAUGAGACUAGCAAGUAUUAAAGGUGUGCUCGGAAGCAGAUGGAU